AUGACCGCUCAACAUUGUCAAGCCUGUUUCGAAAAUAUCGUUGCCAAGGUAGGCCCUUAUCACGAAAGGGGUGAAUGGACCGAGAUCGACGGUAGAAAGACCUAUGUCACUGGCCCAAAGACAGCGGACCGCGGGAUACUCUACAUCUACGACGUGUUCAGCUUCCAGCCGCAGAGCCUCCAGGGCGCCGAUAUCCUCGCCUAUUCCGCCUCCAAGCCCUGUUUUGUGGUCAUGGUUGAUUGGUUCAACGGUCGCGCCAUUCAGCAUGAAUGGGUCGACCCGAACAACCAAGAAGGCCGCAAACUCAUGCUGCAGUUUGUGGAGACCACAGCCUCACCCACCCUGGUCCUCCCCUCCGUGUCCGAGGUUCUUGGCAAGUUCAAGUCGAUCUAUCCUGGCGUCAAGCAAUGGGGGGGGUCUGCCCAGUCUUCACCAGCGCGCUUAGAUCCCGAGGAGGCCAAAAGUGUCACUAUUCCUAUGGCACUUCUAGCCCCUACUGGAGAAGAUAAGACUGUUGUCAAGCAAUACGGGGAGAACGUUCAUGGAGAGAAACACGUCGAGAUUUUCAGCUCCCAGAUCCAUGGAUGGAUGAGUGCAAGGGGUGAUCUCGAGAACCCAGAUGUCCGCUCAGAGUACGAGAGAGGCUAUAAGACCCUCAUAGGGUUCUUCGAUAAGUACCUUUAA
Hypoxylon fragiforme is the source of this 684-nucleotide messenger RNA. RefSeq lists its product as uncharacterized. The transcript is spliced from 4 exons. Lineage: Eukaryota; Fungi; Ascomycota; Sordariomycetes; Xylariales; Hypoxylaceae. The coding region runs from base 1 to 684 and encodes 227 amino acids. The record is from RefSeq and is a predicted model, not a curated record.